Cyprinodon variegatus (sheepshead minnow) is the source of this 3137-nucleotide messenger RNA. It is a transcript of the gene nptxrb, whose product is annotated as neuronal pentraxin receptor. The record is from RefSeq and is a predicted model, not a curated record. The coding region runs from base 244 to 2028 and encodes 594 amino acids. NCBI's taxonomy places the organism in Eukaryota, Metazoa, Chordata, Actinopteri, Cyprinodontiformes, Cyprinodontidae. The transcript is spliced from 6 exons.
AAUCACGGCCUUGUUUGUUGCAGCUGCUCGAGGCUUUUACCUCCACCCUGACCAGUCAUUCACGCUCCUCCUCCGGCGGACCGUCCUCAUGGCAACGCACACACGGAGGAGAGCAGCUUAGCAACGCAGAGAGGCAGAGCAUCCCCGCAGGUCCAGACUGCGCGGUGCCACUGAUAUCAGAGGCAGGAAGGAACGCAGCGGCGCUUCUGGGAAACUACCUUCAAGCUUUUACAUUAUAGCAGGAUGAAGUUUAUGAUCGUGCUGGUGGGAGCGGGCUCUCUAGCCUUUCUCGGCGCUGUCAUCUGCAUUAUCGCCAGUGUUUACUCCCAAAAACGCGGCGUGACCUCCGGCGACAAUGCCACCAUGACUUCGGAGGCGCUGAUCCAGCCUCUGGAGCCCGGAUCGGUGGCUCAUGCGGGACCGCUGGGCGCGCUGCACGGACCGGGCUCCUUCGACGGAGACAACGGGCUGGGCGGGAUGGAUCUGGAGGUCCCCACGCUGAACGAGCUGAACCUCGGGAAGGAUAGCGGAGGUGGGUCGGGGAAGCAGUACAGCUUCAGCCGGUUGGUUUGCACUCCUCUACCUGUUGGAGACUGUAAGAGCAAAGAUGUGAGGCAGAGCAGGGAGCAGCAGCAGGAUGAGCCGCUCUACGGGAACGGAGAGGAGGACCUCCGGAUGACAGCGGAGAACCUCCGGCAGAUGGUUUUACAGCAGAACGAUCAGAUCCUCAUGGACCAGAGAACCAUCCGAGAACUGACGGGGAAGCUGAGCGAGUGUGAAAGUGGCCUGGAGGACGAGAGAACCACGCCGGCGCGGAGUGUCGGGGUGUGGAGCGGUGGCCGCCGCAUCAUGGCCGGAGACGAUGUGAGCUCCUCCGCAGCGGCGCAGCUGCAGACGGCCCGGGCAGUGGAGGAGCUGGCCAGGGCCAUCAUGGACCUGAAGGACCGGAUAGAAAAACUAGAGGCUGAGAUCGGCCCCGGAGCCUUAAACCUCACAGAUACAUCUGUUGGUGUAAGCAGCACCAGUAGCAGCAGCAGCAGCAGCAGCCAGACUGGGAAUACUGGCAAGACUCCAUCACCGUCCACUAGUGGCGCUCCCUCAACAACAGCAGGGGCUGCCUCAGGGGGGCGUCGUCCUGCUUCCCUACCCUCCCCUGGCUCCAGGCCUCCUUCUUCCAAGGGUUCCCCUGGCCGGGGAAAGAGCACCUGGAGGGUGGAGGACCUGGAAGGGGAACUGGAGAGAAAGAUAAAGAUGCUGGAGAAGGAGCGACAAGCCAUGAGGAAGGAGACGCACGGCCAACAUGAGAAGAUCAACAAGGGCAUUGACAGUGUCAACCACCGCAUCACAGAGCUGGAGCACACACUGACAGAGCCUCCGUUCCCUGACGGCUUUGUCCUCUCCUUUCCCAUGAGGACCAACUACAUGUACGGCCUGGUGAGAAAAGAGAUAACUGAGAUGUACGCCUUCACUGCCUGCAUGUGGCUCAAAGCCAAAGAGGGAGGCAUCGGAACCCCCUUCUCCUACUCUGUGCUGGGACAGCCUAAUGAGCUGGUGCUGCUGCAGGGAGUCCACAAUCCUGCAGAGCUGCUCAUAAAUGACAAGGUGGCGCAGCUUCCUCUGUCUCUACCCCAGGAUGAGUGGCAGCACAUCUGCGUCAGCUGGACUCUGAGGGAUGGAGUGUGGAAGGCCUACCAGGGGGGGAAGAUGAAGGGAAGAGGAGAGGGACUAGCUGCAUGGCAUCCUAUCAAACCUGGAGGAGUCCUUAUACUGGGACAGGAACAGGACACCCUCGGUGGACGUUUUGAUGCCUCCCAGGCACUGGUUGGGGAGCUAUCCCAGUUCAACUUGUGGGACCGGGUUCUGAAACCCGCUGAAGUGGCCGCCCUCGCCGACUGCAGCUCCUCAGCGCUCGGCAACAUCGCCCCCUGGACCGAUCAGGAUGUAGACGUCUACGGCGGUGCCACCAAGGAGUCUCUGGAUCCCUGCCAUGCGGCCCAGAGAUCCGGUCCCUCCGACCCCAAACAGUGAAAAAAAAUCACAAGGAGGAACCGGCCAAUCGGGGCUUUGUUAGAUGGUCUAUUUAGGAGUCGAUUCAGAUGUUUAAAGGUGGAUCAAACUGGAGUUAAGACUAUAUUUGUUUUAAGGCAGACAGGGAACUUGCAGAUCAGCUUGCAGAGUGUGCUACAAAGCUGUAAAGAGUGGUGUAUCUGUUUUGUUGUUUGUGUUGGUGUACACGCACAUGUGUUUACUUCUGCAGUGAGAUACAGCGACUUCAGUCACAGAAUCACUUAAGGCAGCAUAGUGGAUCAGCUUCCGGCCUUUACAGCGUCAGUGAGGAUGCUUCUUAUAGAGAAAUAAUAUCUCCACUCAUUUAACCUUACAAGAUUCCAUAGGCAGAGGAUUUCAAGGCUUUGUAUUUGGUUUUGUAAAGAAGCUGCAGUCAUGAGAUAUCUAAGGUUUUUUAUAAGUUUACAUCACAGUGACACAGCGUUCUGUCUACUCAUCAUGUGUAAAGUUGGUCCUUCAAAACGCUUCAAAUGAAACCUAAGAUGCUCUUGUGCUAUUAUUGACUUUUCACUCUGUUUUUUUUUUUUUACUCUGUAUGUUUUUGUUGAGUAACUGUGAUUUUAAGUUUUCUAUAAAGCACAACUUGAUGUGCCAGUGUAGUGUCCUAUGGGUCAUGUUGCUCUGUUCUAGUCUGCUCUGCUGUUAGCCUGUCCUAUACUUCACUUUCCCACAAUUGAGGUGGGAAAUUAAAAUUUGCUGCUGCUUAGUGCAGAUGUGUCUUUUGACUUCUAAAAUAAACACACUGUUUCCCAAGCUGCUUAGCAGACACAAGCAUUAUGAUGUGUUUGAUAAAACGACAAUAGUGUUGAAUGUAAACCAGAUUAAAUAAGUAUGUCUGCAUGAGUGUUUGCUGUUUGUAAAAAAAAAAACAAAAAAACAUCUAUAAUGAAAAUGUUCACAGAUUUCACAUAUCUGAAAAUUACAAACUUGUAAUGGCGGAUUGAUUCUCCUGUCAAAAAGAAAUCUGAUGUCACGGUGCAACAGAAUCUGUAGUCAUCUAACAAAUGAAACCUCAUGCUUUUAUCUAACAGAAAGAGACAAGCAAAUAAACAGAAGAGAUGCUUUUUGAG